This is a messenger RNA of Beta vulgaris subsp. vulgaris (sugar beet), 1396 nucleotides long. Its product is annotated as 1-aminocyclopropane-1-carboxylate oxidase homolog 4-like. The record is from RefSeq and is a predicted model, not a curated record. NCBI's taxonomy places the organism in Eukaryota, Viridiplantae, Streptophyta, Magnoliopsida, Caryophyllales, Amaranthaceae.
AGUAAUAAGAAACCAUCCUCAUUCCUCCAUAAUCAAAUCAAGAUUAAAAUAGAUUAGAGCUCCUCUAGAAAGACGAGACACUAUAGUCUAUAGACUGACAAAUCUGUUUGAAAAACAACACAAAAGAGGUUAUGAAUAUGAUUGCGAGCCAACUUCAGUACAUAACACAACGCUUUCCCCUCGGCAAUCUCGACCGUCCACCAAGCAUGAAUGCGACGACAGGCGGCAGACCACUGCUUGGGACUACUACCAGACGUGCAACCAACAUAUCCAUAAAUGCGAGCGGCCUUGUAAACGAUCGAUUAAAAGACGUGAAAGCAUUCGAUGAAACAAAACUCGGAGUCAAAGGCUUAGUUAACUCAGGCAUCACACAAAUCCCUUUUAUUUUCCACCACCCUUCAGAAAACCUCGUUAACUCAGAACCCGGCCCGGUUGCUGACCCGAUACCUAUAAUCGACCUUUCAGGCCCGACAUCGGAGGUAGUGGGCCGAAUCAGAGAUGCGGCGAAUAAGUUUGGGUUUUUUCAAGUGGUCAACCAUGGAGUUCCGAUUUCAGUGUUGGAUGGGUUGGUCAACGGAGUGAAGGGGUUUCAUGAGCUGCGGAUGAGGUAUUAUAGUAGAGAUAUGGUGAGUGGUGUGAAUUAUAUGUCGAAUGUCGAUCUUUACGUAUCAAAAGCUGCCAGCUGGAGGGAUACGUUGCAGUUACGUCUUGGCCCUACUCCUCCUGAUUUUGAUGCUAUUCCACCUGUUUGCAGAAAUGAAAUACUUGAAUGGGACAAGGAAGUAAAACAGCUUGGUGAGAGACUCUUGGGACUGAUUUCUCAAGGAUUGGGAGUUAAUGCUGAUAAGUUGAAAGAGAUGUCAUGUUCAGAAGGAAGAGUCAUGGUUGGCCACUAUUAUCCAUAUUGUCCCGAACCCAACAAAACAGUUGGGCUCGCGCACCAUACAGAUCCUGGUGUUCUGACAGUACUACUGCAGGAUCAAAUUGGUGGGCUGCAAGUUAAACAUAACGGUAAAUGGGUUGAUGUCAAACCAAUUCACGGUGCACUUGUUAUCAAUGUUGGUGACUUGCUUCAGAUCAUAUCAAAUGACAAGUACACCAGUGUAGAACACCGAGUGUAUGCUAACCCUCUACAUGAACCACGAGUCUCAAUCGCUGUGUUCUUCAACCCGGGCGUGAGGGAGAACUUGUAUGGACCAUUGCCAGAGAUAGUAUCAGCUGAAGAGCCUGCACAUUACCAGCAAUUUACGUUCACAAACUUCAUAACCAGGUUCUUUAAAAAGGAACUGGAUGGAAAGUCUUUAGUCAACUAUUUUAGUUUGGAAAACAAGUGAUAGAUUAUAGUAUAUGAUUAUGUAGUAAAUUAUUCAAUUGAGUCAUUUGAUUAUAAUGAUAA